Messenger RNA from Diuraphis noxia (Russian wheat aphid), 753 nucleotides. RefSeq lists its product as uncharacterized. The record is from RefSeq and is a predicted model, not a curated record. Lineage: Eukaryota; Metazoa; Arthropoda; Insecta; Hemiptera; Aphididae. Gene Ontology annotation, molecular function: nucleic acid binding. Gene Ontology annotation, biological process: DNA integration.
AUGAUUAAUAGCGCACCCGCAUCGGUAAAUGCUCAUGCACGUCAAAAUAGUGAAGUAGGUMAGGUAUUGUUAUCAACGGCCGAGAUUCUCGUAUUCGACAGUCAAAAUAAACCGGUUUUGURCCGUGCGUUACUGGAUAGUGGAUCGCAGCACAAUUUUAUGACCGAGUCAUUGACCCGGCGUUUAAAUUUAAAACGAAUAAAGUCAUCGUGUUCGAUAAUCGGCAUUAAUGAUGCAUCGCAUACGUCUACGUACAAAGUAACAACUACUUUUAAAUCGCGUAUAUACGACUAUUCAUUAAAUUUGGAAUUUUUUGCACUUCCCAAUUUAACGAGCAAGUUACCGUUGAUGCCGGUUAAUCUGACAGAACUGAAGAUCCCGGUGGAUAUAAGCUUGGCGGAUCCAUCUUUCCACGUGCCUAAAAAAGUAGAUAUCAUUUUAGGCGCCGAAAUAUAUUUUGAAUUACUAACUAAAGAACAAAUUCAGACAGUUUCACGGGGGCCAAUUUUCCAGGGCACUCGUUUAGGUUGGAUCAUCGCGGGACCCAUCCCUUCGCCAACAAAUCAAGCCGAAAACUCAACAUUUUCAUUAUGUACGAGCGUAAUGUCCGAAUUCGCAAAUAUAKAAAAUCAAAUUGCCGAAUUUUGGCGCUUAGAGGAGGUAAAGAAUUGCAACGUAUACACAUUAGAGGAAAAAAGGUGUAAACAACAUUUCGAGUUAAAUGUAAAGCGUGGUGAAGACGGGCGUUUUACA